CAGUUCUAGACCAUCGAAGCUCAAAGAUGUCUAGCACAUAUCUCCUAGUGUUGCUUAUUGGUGUGGUUGCUCUCACCACUCCUUCCUUGGCUGAUCACCACAAACCACCUCACUAUGAGCACAUUCCACCUGCUUUUAGCCCCAAUCCUGCCCCUGAGCACAUUCCACCUGCUUUUAGCCCCAAACCUGCCCCUGAGCACAAGCCACCAACUCACUUUCCUAAGCCACCAAUCCCUGCCCAUAAACCUCCUAGAAAAGAGAAGCCAGGACCAAAGCAUGAGCCAUUUACCCCAGCUGAACCUCCUAAAGUAGAGAAACCAGUACCAGAACACAAGCCACCAACUCUAUCUCCCAAACCAGCAUUUUUGCCACCAAUCCAUAAGCCAUUUCCGCCUUAUGGUCACUUUCCAGCACACCCUCCAACGGAGAGUGGUGAAGCUCCUCAUAAGCCACCACGGAAGACGACGCCUCCCCCCAUUCCACAAAAGAAGCCACCUAGUCCACACCACAAAGCACCUCCACCAACCCAUGCCUACUGAAUUAGUACUGAUGCUGAGAGAUUGCUGGUUAGAAAUAAGAGCUCAUAAGUAGUCACAUAUGCUUUUUAUCUAUAGAACUCAUGUUAUUAUUGCAGUGGUUGCCCUACAGUGGUAGCCAAUGGGCAUAUCCUUAUACUUAUCCUUGUGAAAGCACUGAGUGCUACUUGUAGUCAUUUACAUAUUUUGGAAUAUACAUUACUUUCUAUCUAA
Molecule: messenger RNA, 749 nt
Organism: Hevea brasiliensis (rubber tree)
Lineage: Eukaryota; Viridiplantae; Streptophyta; Magnoliopsida; Malpighiales; Euphorbiaceae
Product: early nodulin-75
Exons: 1
Coding region: 27-539 (170 amino acids)
Source: RefSeq, a predicted model, not a curated record